AUGAAGGAUAUCAGACAAGGAAGAUUCAUCUUUCAAUUCUUCCACGAGCUUGAUCUACUACGGGUUUUUGAAGGAGGCCCUUGGGCUUUUGGCAACUUUUCCCUCAUUCUUCAUAGGCUCAAGAGGGGGGAGUUUCCGUUGAAUGUGCCACUGGAUUUCCUACCCUUCUGGGUUCAGAUUCACGAUCUCCCCGCUGGUUAUCUCACCGAGGGGGUGGGCCGGCUUCUGGCUAAUUUCAUUGGUACGUUUUUGGAAUAUGAUAGUUCGAAUUCCACAGACGUUUGGCGACAGUAUAUGCGGGUACAUGUGGAUAUUCGUGUGGCUGAUCCUCUCAACAGAUUCAAGAGGAUAAAGCAAAAGGAUGGAUCCUCUUUUGUCGUGAACUUUAAAUACGAACGUCUCAAUGUCUUAUUCUUUCUUUGCGGUAGGCUUAGUCAUUCGGAAAAUUUCUGUGAACUUAUGUUUACCCCAGUUGCCAAGGAUAUCGAGAGGGAGUGGGGUGUUUGGCUAAAGGCUGCAGAUCGGCGGAUGACGAACUUAGCCAGAGACAAGUGGCUCAGAUCGGAUAACACAGAGACAAACCUUAGCAUGGAUGCGUCGGCUGCUAGGGUUUCAACGGAGCCGCCUACCUCUGCAACUAAACGAAAAUCGCAAGAAAACCGGAGUGUAUCUUUACCCAUAAAUGCUGCUAUUAUUCCAAGAGAUCCAAUUCCCCAAACUACUCCACGAUUGGCUCUGCAAGAUAUUACUCACGAGAUUUGCGCUAGUGACUUAAUGAUGAUUGAUGAGUCAUCCUCGGCAAUUAUGGAUGAGAGGAAGCGACGACGUAGCACCAUUACGUCGGAUAUUGUUACCAACACUGCGUCCGAGAUUCUUCCCGCGCGCUGGAUUUUUCGGGGAUGUCUCUAA
This is a messenger RNA of Salvia miltiorrhiza (redroot sage), 909 nucleotides long. RefSeq lists its product as uncharacterized. NCBI's taxonomy places the organism in Eukaryota, Viridiplantae, Streptophyta, Magnoliopsida, Lamiales, Lamiaceae. The record is from RefSeq and is a predicted model, not a curated record. The coding region runs from base 1 to 909 and encodes 302 amino acids. The transcript has a single exon.